Nymphaea colorata (pocket water lily) is the source of this 5283-nucleotide messenger RNA. RefSeq names its product cytochrome f. Gene Ontology annotation, biological process: photosynthesis. The record is from RefSeq and is a predicted model, not a curated record. The transcript has a single exon. NCBI's taxonomy places the organism in Eukaryota, Viridiplantae, Streptophyta, Magnoliopsida, Nymphaeales, Nymphaeaceae. Gene Ontology annotation, cellular component: thylakoid membrane; chloroplast. Gene Ontology annotation, molecular function: heme binding; electron transfer activity; iron ion binding. Bases 3663 to 4631 code for a protein of 322 amino acids.
CGAUAGAUUUAGUUAUUUGUAGGCAAAAAAGUAGUUCAUUUCGUUUAUCAGAAUUGAAGUAGCAAGGAUGGAGCUUUCUUUGCUGGCAUAAAGACAAUUUGUAAUUGUAGUGAAGUAGUAAGAAUCAGAAGUUUCAGAGGAUUUUUUCUCCAGAUCCAUCUUUUCUUUUAUCCUACCUUUACUAAUGAGUAAUCAGAUCAGGGACGGACCCUUUAGCAACAGAGCAGGAUAAAAGAUCAAAGUAGUGUCUUUUUCCUUCGGAGAAAUCCAAAUUAGAGAAAUCCAAAAAAGCCCCCUUCCCCUUGUUACAUAUCAAAUGUUCCAACCUAACUAAGAUAUAGAAAUCAAUAUGCAACACUUCUAUAUCUCCCGAGAAUCAUACAUUUGUAAUAUGAAUCCUUGUUGGAUCAAAUUAUAACGAAUCCUUGAGAAGAAAUUUGUUUAGAAACAUAAGGGAGGAAUAAGAAUAAUAAGAUUCUCUUCUCAUACAUAUAUUUCCCGGAAAAGGAUGGGUAAGUACACUAAUUUCUAUUUAGUUUAGAUCCACAUUCUUUGCACUCAUAUUCUAAUAACUUAGAAUAUUAUAUUAAUAUACUUAUAAUUAUAAUAUAUAAUUAUAAUAGAUAUCUUUAUAACAAAGAGAAGUAUCAAUUAAAUACACCGAGGCACCGAUUCUAUGACAGAUCUCAACUUACCCUCUAUUUUUGUGCCUUUAGUAGGCCUAUUAUUUCCGGCAAUUGCAAUGGUUUCUUUAUUUUUCCAUGUUCAAAAAAACAAGAUUGUCUAGAUAUGAUGGGCUCCAAUCUCAUCAAUUUAUUUCAAUCUUUGGAUCAUAAUACAGAUUUUCAUUUCAUUUAAUGGGAAUGGUACGACAUGCGGCUUCGGACUUCGGACACAAACCACAAAUGUAAAUAGAUGAUCAUAUGGAUCAAUCCAUGUUUAUGCAUCUAUAGCUCGACUUUUAUUUCAACGGGUCGAUCGGAUAUCUGGAAUAUAUAUUAUGUAUGAUAAUGAUAUGUAAAUAGAUAUAUCUAGAUCAUAUGAAUGAGGGUGAUGCUAGUUUGAAUGGGUGGAGAUGUUAGUUCUAUCUAACUGAUUUGAUGAAUGAAUCCUGAUUGAUGAUUUACAUCGUGAUAGUAUUAGCGGAUGAAAGUUACUUUGGGAGCCAAAAAACUCAUUUUGAUGAUUCUCUCAAUUCCAAUAGAAUGAAACUCGAUCUAAUCUAGUAUGAAUUGGCGAUCAGAACAUAUAUGGAUAGAACUUAUAACGGGUUCUAGAAAAAUAAGUAACUUCUGCUGGGCCUGUAUCCUUUUUUUAGGUUCACUAGGAUUUUUAUUGGUUGGAACUUCCAGUUAUUUUGGUAGGAAUCUGAUAUCCUUAUUCCCAUCUCAGCAAAUCGUUUUUUUUCCACAAGGGAUCGUAAUGUGUUUCUACGGUAUCGCGGGUCUAUUCAUUAGCUCCUAUUUGUGGUGCACAAUUUUGUGGAGUGUAGGUAGCGGUUAUGACAAAUUCGAUAGAAAAGAAGGAAUAGUGUGUAUUUUUCGUUGGGGAUUUCCUGGAAGAAAUCGUCGCAUCUUCUUUCGAUUCCGUAUAAGAGAUAUCCGUUCGAUCAGAAUAGAAGUGAAAGAGGGUCUUUUUCCUCGCCGUGUCCUUUAUAUGGAAAUUGGGGGCCGGGGAGACAUUCCAUUGACGCGUACCGAUGAGAAUUUAACUCCACGAGAAAUUGAACAAAAAGCUGCCGAAUCGGCCUAUUUUUUGCGCGUACCAAUUGAAGUAUUUUGAAAUGAAACAAAGAAAUCGAGGAAUGAGUGCUCCUCGUCACGAGGGAGAGGGAGGGAACCCAAGAAUCCCUUUUUCUUUUUUUCUUUUAAUAUAACUAUAACUGAUGUUUCGCUCCUUUGAUGAAAACAUUUAGUUAAAUCCUAUUUCCCACAUCCCGAUGGAAAUACCAUGUCCUGCGUACCAUGGAGCAGGUGGACUUAUGGAACAAUCAUACCAUGAAGUGAUUUUAGUCCAUCAAAACUAUUUUUCAUGCGUAUGAAAUUCCACUGAAUUCUUUCAUUUUCAUAUUAUUAACAAGUUUCAUAAGUAUGUAUUCAUCACAUAUAUCAGGUCAGAGUACAGAAUCCAUAUUUUAGGAUUUUAGGACCAAUAUUUCGAAUCAAUACAUUACAUUAUAUAUAGAUGAAGAUAAGAAUAGAUGAAGAUAAGAUGGAUCAUACCCAGUAAAUUAUCCCUCUUUUGUCACCUUUCUUUUUAUUCAUCUUUCUUAAUGCUUGUUUCUUGAUGACCAAACAAUUGGAUUUUUUAGAACCACUCCCGUUUUGCCGACUAUUUCGGAUUUCAUCAUCGGUAUUUUUCAGAAUUAUCCCCUCGAUUAUUCCUGGGAUGUGGAUAAUCAGUGAAACAAUUCGAAAUAAUUGAUUGAUAUAACAAAAGAGUUUUUCUCGAAAUACGAAUAAUAUUCAUGUUUGUUACUUCAAGUGCUUCUUUCUGGCAUUCAUCAAAAAGACCAAAUGAACAUGCAAUUGAUCCGAAUUUGACCGAUUGAGAUGUCUGGGGCCACUAUUUCAUUACCUCCGCAUUCGAAAUAAAUUAACCCUUAUUCCAUUUCUGGAGACAAGGACUAAACAAAUUACACAAUGGAAAAUAGAUCCAUAGGUUCCAUACCUCGUUAUAGAACUCGUGCUUCAUACAUCAUACAAAUAUCAGACAUAGUCAACAAAUGAAUCAGGUUCAUUAACAAUUCACGGAUUGGAAGUGACGAAAAAGAAAGCAUUGAAUCCCCUACCAUAUCUUGCAUCUAUCGUAUUUCUGCCUUGGGGAAUUUCUCUCUCAUUUAAUAAAAGUAUGGAACCUUGGGUGACUAAUUGGUGGAAUACCAGCCAAUCCGAAACUUUUUUGAAUGAUAUUCAAGAAAAGAACAUUCUAGAAGGAUUCAUCAAAUUAGAAGAACUUUUCUUGUUGGACGAAAUGAUAAAGGAGUAUCCGGAGACACAUAUACAAAAGCUUCGUAUAGGAAUCCACAAAGAAACGAUACAAUUGGUAAGAAUGCACAAUCAAGAUCAUAUACAUAUUAUUUUGCAUUUCUCGACAAAUAUAACCUGUUUCGCUAUUCUAAGUGCUUAUUCUAUUCUGGGUAAUGAAGAACUUAUCACUCUGAAUUCUUGGGUUCAGGAAUUCCUCUAUAACUUAAGCGACACAAUAAAAGCUUUUUCCAUUCUCUUAUUAACCGAUUUAUGUAUUGGAUUCCAUUCGCCCCACGCUUGGGAACUAAUGAUUGGUUCGUUCUACAAAGAUUUUGGAUUUGUUCAGAAUGAUAAAAUUAUAUCCGGUCUCGUUUCUACCUUUCCGGUCAUUCUAGAUACAAUUUUGAAAUAUUGGAUCUUUCAUUAUUUAAACCGUGUAUCUCCUUCACUUGUAGUGAUUUAUCAUUCACUGAAUGAGUGAAGAACUGAUUUAAUCUGAUAACAUAAAGAAAAUUGUAAUGUCACUUUGUAUAUAAACAAACCAUUCAAAAUCUUACUCAUUCUUUAUGCUUUGACUCGUCGAGGGGAUUAGAUUACUUCUGUAUUCCAUACAAUGGCAGAAUCGGGGAUAGGGAACUAUACUGACUCCCUACCUAAUUUAUUGUAGAAAUUUCCGGGAUCAAUGAUUAGACCAUGCAAAAAAAUAGAAAUACUUUUUCUUGGGUAAAGGAACAGAUGACUCGAUGCAUUUCUGUAUCGAUGAUGAUAUAUGUAAUGACUCGGGCAUCUAUUUCAAAUGCAUAUCCCAUUUUUGCGCAGCAGAGUUAUGAAAAUCCGCGAGAAGCAACUGGGCGUAUUGUAUGCGCUAAUUGCCACCUGGCUAACAAGCCCGUGGAUAUUGAGGUUCCACAAGCUGUGCUUCCUGAUACUGUAUUUGAGGCAGUUGUUAGAAUCCCCUACGAUAUGCAACUGAAACAGGUUCUUGCUAAUGGUAAAAAGGGAGGUUUGAAUGUAGGGGCUGUUCUCAUUUUACCCGAAGGAUUUGAAUUAGCUCCCCCCGAUCGUAUUUCUCCCGAGAUGAAAGAAAAGAUGGGUAAUCUGUCUUUUCAGAGUUAUCGUCCUAAUAAAAAAAACAUUCUUGUGGUGGGCCCUGUUCCUGGUCAGAAAUAUAGUGAAAUCGUCUUUCCCAUCCUUUCUCCAGAUCCCGCUACUAAGAAAGAGGUUCACUUCUUAAAAUAUCCUAUAUAUGUAGGUGGGAACAGGGGAAGGGGUCAGAUUUAUCCUGAUGGGAGCAAGAGUAACAAUACAGUCUAUAAUGCUUCAGCAGCAGGGAUAGUAAGUAAAAUAGUACGUAAAGAAAAGAAAGGUGGAUAUGAAAUAACCAUAUCUGAUGCAUCGAAUGGACACGAAACGGUUGAUAUUAUACCUCCAGGACCAGAACUUCUUGUUUCUGAAGGUGAAUACAUCAAGCUUGAUCAGCCAUUAACAAGUAAUCCCAAUGUAGGUGGUUUUGGUCAAGGCGAUGCAGAAAUAGUACUUCAAGAUCCAUUGCGUAUCCAAGGCCUUUUGUUCUUCUUAGCAUCUGUUAUUCUGGCGCAAAUCUUUUUGGUUCUUAAAAAGAAACAAUUUGAGAAGGUUCAAUUAGCCGAAAUGAAUUUCUAGAUCCACGGAUUCCUCAACAUAGAGCUGGUAAAAAAGCUGAAUUUUUUUUGAUCGCAAUUAUAUUAUGUGUAUGCGCGGUCAAAAAUCAUGGAAAGCCCCUUUUUGCUUGCUUUUUAUUAUACUAUUUCGAGAUAUCGGAGAUGACUUGUAUUCCAGAUUAGAAAAUAGCAAUAGUAUGGAAUUGCAAAAGAAGAUGAUUGGAUCAAAAUUUACAAAAUUUAGUUUAGUGUGAUUAUGCCAGGUUUCUUAUUGCCACAUGGUAAAUGGCACGUAAUGCCUCAAUACUUUUAGAUUCUAUAUCUAAUAAACGCAUAAGUGGGAAGCAGGGGUAGAAAGCAGGAUAAAUGAAGAAAAAAGGAAGGCUCCAGGAAAGAUUACUCGUCUCCCAAAUCUUCUUUCUACAAAGAAAGAAAAGUAAUUUUCCGCUCUUUCGUUGCGUCGAAAUAAUAAAGGUUCUGGGUCUCAUUCGUCAAAUCAAAUAAAUAUGAAUUGCGGGUUUAUCGGAACCUCUUUGAAUUCAUAAGAAAGAAGAGAAGUAUGGGGGAUAAAAAAAGAGGGGCAAGAGAAACUCCAUUGAGCAAAUGGAAUUUUUGCAAUGAACUUAUAAUUUUCAAUGAACUUAUAAAAAGAAAAAAGACUCGCUUAAAAAGAU